Molecule: messenger RNA, 599 nt
Organism: Merops nubicus (carmine bee-eater)
Lineage: Eukaryota; Metazoa; Chordata; Aves; Coraciiformes; Meropidae
Product: nicotinamide N-methyltransferase-like
Cellular component (GO): cytosol
Molecular function (GO): N-methyltransferase activity
Source: RefSeq, a predicted model, not a curated record
AAUUCUACACCCUGAGCGACAGCCAGGGACAGCCCAACACAUUUCUGAUGCAGAACCUGAGGAGCUUGUUUAAAAUGUUCUCCUUGGAUGGGCUGAGAGGCGAUACCCUGAUAGAUGUUGGCUGUGGCCCCACCAUCUACCAGCUUCUGUCAGCCUGUGAGCACUUUCAGGAGAUCACUGCCUUGGACUACACGGACCAGAACCGGCGGGAGCUGGAGAAGUGGCUGAGGAAUGAAGCGGGAGCCUUCGACUGGAGACCAGUGGUGCAGUACGUGUGUGAGCUGGAAGGGGACAGGGAGAAGUGGGCUGAGAAAGAGGAGAAACUGAGAAAGAAGGUGAGGCAGGUUCUGAAGUGCAACGUGACCAAGGCCAACCUCGUGGCUGUGUCCCUGCCUCCCGCCGACUGCCUCCUCUCCACCCUCUGCUUGGAGGCCGCCUGCAAGGACCUGGCCACCUUCCGCUGCGCCCUGAAGAAUGUUGGUGCCCUGGUGAAGCCAGGGGGGCACCUGGUGAUGCUCACUGUCCUCCGGGAAACCUACUAUGCCUUCAACAAGCAGGUUUUCUCAUGCCUCCACCUGGAGAGAAGUGCUGUGGAGGAG